GAGAGAGGGAGAGAGAGAGUAGUGGGGGGGUGGUGUGUGUGUUUGUGUGUCAGACGGUAUUCCUGCUCGUCUCGCUCCACCAGUUAAGUUAAAUCAGAGGCAGCCACUGGCACACUGCGGUGGUCUCUCUGUCUCUCUGCCCGUCCUGCUCUGGAGCAUCAGCUUCCUCCUGGUUCUGCACCACAGGACUCGCCGAGGCCCUCGCCCAAGGCCUGUAUCAGUCAACACAGACGCACCCUGCUGACAGGGCCCCCUGUUUAAACGUCCCAGGAUCUGGCACUAAAAAGGGAAAAUGACGAAUAUAACGACAGAAGGGAUACCUCUGGACUGCGGCAUGUCUGGAACACAUGAAUUCAUCUUCACCCUGGUGCCCAUCGUCUACGGCUGUAACUUUGUCAUCGGCAUUGUCGGAAACAGUAUGGUGGUGGCUGUCAUCUACUGCUACAUGAAGCUGAAGACUGUAGCCAACAUAUUUGUGCUCAAUCUCGCAGUUUCUGACCUCACCUUCCUCAUCACUCUGCCCAUGUGGGCCACCUCCACCGCCACAGGCUACCAUUGGCCCUUUGGGGUAUUCCUGUGCAAGGCCAGUGCAGGGCUGGUAAUUUUCAACCUUUACACCAGCAUCUUCUUUCUCACGGCGCUCAGCAUGGACCGUUAUCUCGCCAUCGUCCACCCAAUGCGUUCACGCAGGUUUCGCACUGUGGUGUACGCACGCAUCACAUGUGUUGUGAUCUGGCUUUUUGCCUUUUUGCUGAGUGUGCCCAUAGCAGUGACCAGGGAUCUCCACAAGAUCACAAACUACACGACAGUGUGUGGCAUUAUGCACCUUAAGAACGAAAACGCCAUUUGGUUGAAAGGGCUGCUGCUGGCCAUCAGCCUGAUGAAAAGCCUGCUGGGCUUCCUGGUGCCCUUCAUCAUCAUCAUCACCUGCUACUGCCUCAUCGGUCGAGCACUGCUGGGGAAGAGGAACAUCCAGAAAAGCUCCCGUUCACGGGACGAUGACGUCCUGCGCAUGCUCGCAGCAGCCGUGCUGGCCUUCUUCCUGUGCUGGAUGCCUCAUCAGGUGUUCCACUUAAUGCAGAUCCUCACCCAGACGAAACUGGUGGAGAACUGCGCCAUCCUAGAUAUCAUUGACACCGCCAUGCCGUUCACCAUCUGCAUCGCCUACUUCAACAGCUGUGUUAACCCUAUUGUGUACGGCUUUGUUGGGAACAACUUUCGCAAGAAUUUGCUGCGUCUGUUGCGCUGCUCGCCAAGAGGAGCCACAGGGCCUCACCCGAGCAUCAGCUCUAAAAUGAGCGCCCUCUCUUUUCGUGCCUCUGAGGCACUGAACCUCACAGCCAAAAGUAAGGCCUCCUCUGACGUUAAGUGAAGGGAAAAAAUAGAGAGAGGGUACUAGUUCACUCUCCCUGCUCUUUUGGUCUGUGGUUAAGGGGCCACAGAUGGAGACAUUCUUUACUUUUAAAACCCCAACUGUAUUACCAAGCACUGAACCAUGCAGAGUGGUUUAAAGGUUGUAUUCAUGUCCCUCCGUGAGUCCAAGAGACAUUCUUGUACAAUGCUCAUCUGCAGAGCAGUUAUCCAUAAACCGUUACUUGUCACACAACACUCCAGGAUUUAACUAUAUCAAUGGCGUACUGCCCUGCUAGAAUCGACUAUCCAUAAUUACAGAUCCCAUUAUUUAUAUAAGAUAUGCAUGCAUUGCAUUAUUUUGUCACCUUAAAGAUACACUGCAGUAAUGUGUUGUCCAGUGAUAACCAUUAUGUGUACUCAGCAAGUCUUUCAACAAUUGGCAAAGAUGCCAAGGCG
Plectropomus leopardus (leopard coralgrouper) is the source of this 1809-nucleotide messenger RNA. RefSeq names its product angiotensin II receptor, type 1b (gene agtr1b). Gene Ontology annotation, molecular function: C-C chemokine receptor activity; C-C chemokine binding; angiotensin type II receptor activity. The record is from RefSeq and is a predicted model, not a curated record. NCBI's taxonomy places the organism in Eukaryota, Metazoa, Chordata, Actinopteri, Perciformes, Serranidae. Gene Ontology annotation, cellular component: external side of plasma membrane; membrane. Gene Ontology annotation, biological process: positive regulation of cytosolic calcium ion concentration; G protein-coupled receptor signaling pathway; immune response.